CUAGUCUCACUCUUCCCCAUAAUGUGGCCGAUCACCGUAUGUAUUUCCCGGCGCCCGCUUCGGGACCCACACAGGGAUGGUUCGUCCAGACGGCCAGAAGCGCCUCGCGCUCAGGGGCUGAGCCAGGAAGCGCGGGCCGAAGCUCGCACGCCUGCGCCGUCGGGAGAGGGGUCGGGCCCACGUGACCCCGCGCGGUCACAUGGCUCUUCAGACAACAUGGCUGCGCCCGGGUCGGGGCUGACUGGGCCACGCCGGGUGCCGCCGCCUCUGCUCCCGCGGCUGCUGCUGGUGAUCCUUGGGGCGCUGGGGGCGGCGCGGGGCCUAGACUCGGAGGCCGGACCUGCCGCAGGCGACGCGGCCCGCGCGGCGGGGACGUGCGGCUGCGGCUCUCCCCAGCGUCCCGGAUCGGCGGCGCACAGAUACUCUCGGGACGCGAAUGUGGCGGAGCGGGCCUCCUCCGAGCGCCCGGUGCUGCCCCUGCAGAUGGCCCACAUCCCUGCGGGUAUAUUUACAAUGGGCACAAAUGAUCCUCAAAUAAAGCAGGAUGGGGAAGGACCUGCCAGAAGGGUCCAAAUUAACUCCUUUUACAUGGAUUUAUAUGAAGUCAGUAAUGCUGAAUUUGAGAAAUUUGUGAACUCCACUGGCUAUGUGACAGAGGCAGAGAAAUUUGGUGAUUCCUUUGUCUUCGACAUCAUGUUGAGUGAUCAGGUGAAGAACGGCAUUGAUCAGGCAGUUGCAGCUGCUCCAUGGUGGUUGCCUGUUAAAGGAGCUAAUUGGAGACAUCCAGAAGGCCCUGAUUCUAGUAUUCUGCACAGACAGGAUCACCCAGUUCUUCAUGUCUCCUGGAAUGAUGCGGUUGCGUACUGCACUUGGGCUGGAAAACGCUUACCCACAGAAGCCGAAUGGGAAUAUAGCUGCAGAGGGGGCCUUGAGAAUAGACUUUACCCCUGGGGCAACAAGUUGCAGCCAAGAGGUCAACAUUAUGCCAACCUUUGGCAGGGAGAGUUCCCCGUGAGCAACACUGGAGAAGAUGGCUACCGAGGAACGGCGCCUGUUACUGCCUUUCCUCCAAAUGGGUAUGGUCUGUACAACAUAGUCGGGAAUGCAUGGGAAUGGACCUCAGACUGGUGGACUAUUCAUCAUUCUGUUGAUGCAACCCAUGAUCCUUGUUGGCCCUGCAAGAGUAAAGAUCAGAAUUCAUGCCUCAUGAUUCUUUUCCCCAUAAUAUUUUUUACCAUCUUUUUCAUUGUGAAAGGGCCCCACUCCGGGAGUAACCGGGUGAAGAAAGGAGGAUCAUACAUGUGCCAUAAGUCCUAUUGUUAUAGGUACCGAUGUGCUGCCCGCAGCCAGAAUACACCAGACAGCUCCUCUUCGAACCUUGGGUUCCGCUGUGCCAGCAGCCGUCUCCCAGAUACAUGAAAAAAGCCAAGUUGGGGAGGAGGCCUCCUGUUCCAACCAGCAGAAGGAUGAUGUCCAGCCUGAACUGGGCUUCCUGGAAAGCUUUGAAGUGGCCAAUCUCUUAUCAAAGGAAAUGCCCAACUUUUGGCAGUUUCUGCAUCCACUGAGCUGCCAGCCAAAGGACCCUCCCUUCCCUGCGAGAUCCAAUCACUGACACAGAGUGUUAGUAGCCAGUGUUUUAUUAUUGUGGUGUGUCUUUGGAGAGAGCUGCAAUUUUAUUGUUAUUUUGGGGAUGGUCUUUAAAGAGCAAACAUAAUUUCCGAACAACAAUCUAUGACAUUUAUUUUUUAGCUAAGAUGUUUUUACAUGUGUGAGUCUUGUGGGAUAUUAAUCAUGUAAACAAGAGUUGUCUUAUGUCAGGCUUCAUUCAGUGGGAGGCAGGGCAUAGUACUUUGUAUUCAUUGGCACUUUUUUCUUCUUCAAGGAAAUCCAAGGAUAGUAUAUUGUGACUGGAAGAAUGGGAUAGUGAGACGCGGGAUAGCUCACUGUCCUGAAUGCCUGGGGAGGGGUGAUUCCGUAGUGCUAUGUCUUUUAAACAUGAAGUGCCUUUAGUUUGAAGGGGCAGCUAUAUACUAAAGCCCCAUUUUUCCUUUUGCCAGUCUUUGGUGAAUGUGACAUUUGAGGUCUGUAGUCAGUCCUUAUUCAUUCUAAAUAUGGGAAUGUUGGUGAAUGGCCUUGAAUGGACCAAGUUCGGAUGGUCCAGAAUUCUUAAUCAAAGAAUAAUAGGACAUUUAGUAGGCUUUGGAAUAACAGAUGCUUUGAAUUGUGCACUAUUUUGAAUAAAUCAUUGUAGGCUAAA
Molecule: messenger RNA, 2257 nt
Organism: Sarcophilus harrisii (Tasmanian devil)
Lineage: Eukaryota; Metazoa; Chordata; Mammalia; Dasyuromorphia; Dasyuridae
Gene: SUMF1
Product: sulfatase modifying factor 1
Exons: 10
Coding region: 22-1419 (465 amino acids)
Cellular component (GO): endoplasmic reticulum
Source: RefSeq, a predicted model, not a curated record